Trichoderma virens Gv29-8 is the source of this 4287-nucleotide messenger RNA. RefSeq lists its product as uncharacterized. Gene Ontology annotation, cellular component: membrane. Lineage: Eukaryota; Fungi; Ascomycota; Sordariomycetes; Hypocreales; Hypocreaceae. The transcript has 3 exons. The coding region runs from base 1 to 4287 and encodes 1428 amino acids. Gene Ontology annotation, biological process: transmembrane transport. The record is from RefSeq and is a predicted model, not a curated record. Gene Ontology annotation, molecular function: ATP hydrolysis activity; ABC-type transporter activity; ATP binding.
AUGGAAUAUAACGAUUUCAUCGACGACUCUGAGCCUGGGUUGCCAGAAGAAAAACAAUAUGAUACUCUUCCGGUUCGGCUUCGAGAUAUGCGGGAAGCCUCCAGUGCAGAAACUCUCGCUUUCUACCAUGCUGGUAGCCCAUCAGCACCUAGCAAGAGUACCGAAUGGAGUAUGACACCCCAGGUUAUUCAACAACAAGAGCGUGAAACCGCAGCAGGCUUCAAGAGACGCGAGCUCGGUGUCACCUGGGAAAACCUCACAGUAGAGGUCCCCGCUGCUUCGGCGGCCGUCAAAGAGAACCAGUUCUCUCAAUACAACAUACCUCAGCUCAUCAAAGACUGGCGCCAGAAGCCACCAAUGAAAUGCAUUUUGAAGGACAGUCAUGGUUGUGUGAAGCCAGGAGAAAUGCUACUGGUCCUUGGCCGCCCUGGAUCCGGAUGUACCACUCUCCUCAAAAUGCUUUCCAACCGUCUUGAAGGAUAUCAUACAAUUAAAGGCGAUGUGCGGUUUGGAAACAUGACUGGACAAGAAGCCGCUCAGUAUCGAGCCCAGAUUGUGAUGAAUACAGAAGAGGAGCUCUUCUACCCUCGGCUGACGGUUGGCCAGACAAUGGACUUUGCCACUAAACUGAAAGUCCCUUCACAUCUCCCAGACGGGGCCAAUUCGGACGAGGAUUAUGUGGCCGAGACGAAACAGUUUCUUCUGGAGUCCAUGGGAAUUGCGCAUACAUUCGAGACCAAGGUCGGAAAUGAGUUUGUUCGAGGUGUGUCCGGCGGUGAGCGGAAACGCGUAUCGAUUAUCGAAUGUCUCGCUACCCGAGGAUCAGUCUUCUGCUGGGAUAACAGUACGCGUGGCCUUGACGCAAGUACGGCAUUGGAGUGGGCCAAGGCUCUUCGGGCCAUGACCAACAUCCAGGGGCUUUCGACUAUCGUCACCCUCUACCAAGCAGGAAACGGCAUCUAUAAUCUUUUUGAUAAAGUUUUGGUUCUGGACGAGGGGAAACAGAUAUUUUAUGGCCCUUCUGCCGCAGCGAAGCCGUUCAUGGAAGAUCUUGGGUUCGUGUAUACCGAAGGUGCUAAUAUUGGUGAUUUUCUGACCGGUGUAACCGUGCCUACUGAGCGAAAGAUUCGGCCGGGCUUUGAAAAAAAGUUUCCAAGAAAUGCCGAUGCCAUUUUGGCAGAAUACAAGCAAUCUUCAAUUUAUAGCUCUAUGGCGUCAGAGUACAACUACCCCAACACCGAUGUUGCCCGCGACCGAACUCAAUCAUUCAAAGAAUCAAUUGCCUUUGAGAAGAAUAAACAUUUGCCGAAGAACACCGCUCUCACGACCAGCUUCAUGUCGCAACUCAAGGCGUGCACUAUCCGUCAAUAUCAGAUUCUGUGGGGUGAGAAAUCGACUUUUUUGAUCAAACAGGUCCUGUCACUUGCUAUGUCUCUGAUUGCCGGAGCCUGCUUUUAUAACUCCCCUGCUACCUCUGCCGGUCUUUUUACCAAAGGUGGCGCUGUCUUCUUCUCCCUGUUGUAUAAUUGUAUUGUUGCUAUGUCUGAGGUUACAGAGUCAUUCAAGGGUCGACCAGUCUUGGUGAAACACAAGUCCUUCGGAUUCUAUCAUCCUGCUGCCUUCUGCCUGGCGCAAAUUACUGCAGAUUUCCCCGUUUUGUUAUUACAAUGCACGAUUUUCGCUGUUGUUAUAUACUGGAUGGCCGGACUCAAGGCCACCGCCGCAGCAUUCUUUACUUUCUGGGCUAUUCUAUUCAUAACUACACUGUGUAUUACAACUUUAUUUAGAUGCAUUGGCGCCGCAUUCAGCACUUUUGAGGCCGCUUCUAAGAUCUCUGGUACAGCUAUUAAGGGAAUUGUCAUGUACGCUGGAUAUAUGAUCCCGAAACCUAAGAUGAAGAAUUGGUUCAUAGAGCUGUACUAUACCAACCCAUUUGCCUACGCAUUCCAGGCAGCCCUGUCGAAUGAAUUCCAUGACCAACAUAUCCCCUGUGUUGGCAACAAUCUUGUCCCCAGUGGACCGGGGUACGAGAAUGUUGAUUCCGCCAACAGGGCUUGUACCGGAGUCGGCGGCGCUUUACCCGGUGCAGAUUAUGUCACUGGCGACCAGUACCUUGCCUCACUGCAUUACAAGCAUUCUCAGCUCUGGAGGAACUAUGGUGUGGUAUGGGGCUGGUGGGGUUUUUUUGCAGUCAUCACCAUCGUCUGCACAUGCUUUUGGAAAGCUGGCGGUGGCGGUGGAGCUUCACUGCUGAUACCUCGCGAAAAGCUCACCAAGUAUCACGCCCCCUUAGACGAGGAGUCCCAAAAUACAGAGCAACCGAGAGAUGCUACCUCUAGUAAUGCCAUGGAGCAGGGAGAUGACAAUUUGUCCCGCAACACCUCGAUCUUUACCUGGAAGAACCUGACGUAUACUGUCAAAACACCAUCAGGUGAUCGUGUGCUCCUGGAUAACAUUCACGGAUGGGUUAAACCAGGCAUGCUUGGAGCACUGAUGGGUUCCUCUGGCGCAGGUAAGACUACGUUGCUCGAUGUCCUCGCCCAGCGGAAAACAGACGGCACUAUCAAGGGUAGUAUAUUGGUUGAUGGCCGCCCUCUACCCGUUUCCUUUCAAAGAAUGGCUGGGUAUUGUGAGCAAUUAGAUGUCCAUGAACCAUUUGCCACAGUCCGCGAAGCUCUUGAAUUUUCUGCCUUAUUACGCCAGCCGCGAACUAUUCCGAAGGAGGAAAAACUCAAGUAUGUGGAAACCAUUAUCAACCUUCUGGAACUCCACGAUUUAGCAGAUACGCUUAUUGGCACUGUUGGAAAUGGCCUCAGCGUAGAGCAAAGAAAACGUGUUACAAUUGGUGUUGAACUAGUGUCUAAACCAAGUAUCUUGAUUUUUCUUGACGAACCUACGUCUGGUCUAGAUGGACAGUCAGCAUACAAUACUGUUCGUUUUCUGCGGAAAUUAGCCGAUGUUGGCCAAGCUGUUUUAGUGACAAUUCAUCAACCCUCGGCUCAAUUAUUUGCACAGUUCGAUACUCUUCUGCUUUUAGCACGUGGAGGCAAAACGGUCUACUUUGGGGAUAUCGGCGAUAAUGCGGCGACUAUUAAGAAGUAUUUCGGACACCACGGGGCUGUAUGUCCUAUCGAGGCCAAUCCUGCCGAAUUCAUGAUUGAUGUGGUCACUGGUGGUAUAGAAAGUGUCAAGGACAAGGACUGGCAUCAAACCUGGCUCGAAUCUUCCGAAUAUAGUCAAAUGAUGACUGAACUUGACAACAUGAUCUCUGAAGCCGCCGCCAAACCCCCUGGAACUGUUGAUGACGGCUAUGAAUUUUCAAUGCCGCUAUGGGAACAAGUCAAGAUUGUCACACAGAGAAUGAACGUUGCCCUAUUCCGAAACACCAAUUAUGUUAAUAAUAAAUUCUCAUUGCACGUCAUAUCUGCAUUGUUGAAUGGAUUCUCAUUCUGGCGAGUUGGUCAUAGCGUAUCUGACCUAGAGCUCAAAAUGUUUACAAUUUUCAACUUCGUCUUCGUCGCUCCUGGCGUUAUCAAUCAGCUUCAGCCACUAUUUAUCCAGAGACGCGACAUCUAUGAUGCGCGUGAGAAAAAAUCCAAGAUGUACUCCUGGGUAUCUUUUGUUAUUGGCCUAAUUGUGUCCGAGUUUCCCUAUCUCUGCGUAUGCGCUGUUCUCUAUUUCGCCUGCUGGUACUAUACGGCGCGACUAAAUGACAAUUCGAACCGCUCCGGAGCCACCUUUUUUAUCAUGCUUAUAUAUGAAUUCAUCUAUACAGGGAUUGGCCAAUUCGUUGCCGCCUAUGCACCCAACCCCACGUUCGCAGCUUUAGUGAACCCCCUCAUCAUCUGUAUAUUAACCCUCUUUUGCGGCAUCUUUGUGCCUUAUAGACAGUUGAAUGUCUUCUGGAAAUACUGGCUAUACUGGUUGAACCCUUUCAAUUACGUUGUAUCGGGUAUGCUGACUUUCGGCAUCUGGGGUUCCAAGGUUGUCUGCAAGGAGGAAGAAUUCGCUAUCUUUGACCCAGCUAAUGGAACCUGCGCCGAAUAUCUCCGGGAUUAUAUGGCCGGAGAUGGUUGGCGGAGCAAUCUGACGAAUCCAGACGCUACAUCAGGCUGCCGAGUCUGCGAGUUUAAGAAUGGGGGUGAUUUUUUGACGACACUUAACAUCAACCAUUACUUGUACGGCUGGAGAGAUGCGGGAAUCUCGGUGAUCUUCGCGAUUUCUGGAUACGCAUUGGUGUUUGGAAUGAUGAAGCUUCGAACGAAAGCGUCUAAGAAGGCUGAGUAA